Molecule: messenger RNA, 3443 nt
Organism: Linum trigynum
Lineage: Eukaryota; Viridiplantae; Streptophyta; Magnoliopsida; Malpighiales; Linaceae
Source: the annotation of a GenBank genome assembly
CUAUCAUAAAGUCAAUUUUCGAGACUGCGUCCGGCGGGCAAUGAGCUAGUCAUAUAUGAUUUGCAUUGUGCACGUUAUACAGUCAGAUAACGAGCAAGGCACUGGCAUUCGAUGACGCAGGAAUUUUAUCCUGCAUCACAGAACCGAGAGUUGACGAUCGUAAGAUCUUUCAACGACCGUCCCUUCUCCUCCAUCCAACGGAGCUUCUGUCUCUCUCUCUCUUCCUUCCUCCGCUCCAGGUCACCUUCCCUUCUCCUACAUCCAACAGAAAACCGACCAACCGUCCCUUGCAGCUCUAUCAGUACCCGCCCAAGCGCCAUUCCGCUUCCGAUUCCAAUAUGCGCGUUUGCUCCUCCUUCCCAAUCUGGUUACACUCCUGGUUAUGUUAGGAUUUCAAGAAUAGUAUGUUGUCGAUGAUUGAGACUCUGAGGCCGGUUCCACACUCCAGCUGGCUCCACGCGGACUCCGAUUGUAAAUACCGUUAUCCUCCUCCUUCUCCUACUCGCUCUUUCCCAUUCCGCGCUCAUUCUAGGGUUCAUUACCGGGAUCGGCUGCGGCUCCCUCGUCCCGUGAACUUGCUCGAUGAUUCUUUGCCCUGCCGAACUCUGCGAGGUUCUGAUCUAUGGGGAAGUGGAAUUUGGAGGAAUUGUAGAUUGAGAGAGCACAGAAUAUUAGCGAAUUGUCAGGACGGCGAUUCGAAGGCGAACUCGUGUGAGCCGAUAGCGGACACCGAAGGGCAGCAGAUUAGCAGCACGAAUACGCCCAAUUCGGGUCCGAAGCAGAAGAGGGAGAAGCAAGGGAAAGGUGAGUGGUGGUGGUGGUCCAAGCGGCAGAAUUGGAAAUGGCAGCCUCUGAUUGAAGCUCAGGAGGUCGGGGUGUUGCUUUUGCAAUUAGGGAUUGUUAUGUUCGUUAUGCGGCUGCUGCGGCCGGGGAUUCCGUUGCCAGGGUCGGAGCCCAAACCGCCGACCACUUUCGUUAGUGUACCAUUCAGUGAUUUUCUGAGCAAGAUUACUAGCAACAAGGUGCAGAAAGUGGAGGUUGAUGGCGUGCACAUUAUGUUCAAACUGAAACCCGAGGCAACCGGAAACCAGGAGAGUGCGGAAGUGGUUGAUGGUAGGUGGCAGGAGUCGGAGCCGUUGUUAAGGAGCGUCGCUCCAACCACAAGGAGGAUUGUGUACACAACUACUAGACCCAGUGAUAUCAAGACUCCCUACGAGAAAAUGCUCGAAAACCAGGUGGAGUUUGGGUCGCCUGAUAGGAGGUCUGGUGGAUUUUUCAACUCAGCUUUGAUAGCUUUGUUCUAUGUCGCUGUGCUUGCUGGACUUCUCCAUAGAUUCCCUGUUAGCUUUUCUCAGCAUUCUGCUGGUCAGAUUAGGAAUCGCAAGUCUGGUGGUUCUGGAGGUGCAAAAGUUGCUGAACAAGGAGAUGCAAUCACUUUUGCUGAUGUUGCUGGAGUCGAUGAGGCUAAGGAAGAGUUAGAAGAAAUAGUGGAAUUUCUCAGGAACCCGGACAGGUACAUAAAACUUGGUGCUCGUCCUCCUCGGGGUGUUCUGCUGGUUGGUCUUCCUGGUACCGGCAAGACCCUUCUGGCAAAGGCUGUUGCUGGAGAAGCUGAUGUUCCUUUCAUUAGUUGCUCAGCUAGCGAGUUUGUAGAGUUAUAUGUUGGAAUGGGUGCUUCACGAGUUAGAGAUCUGUUUGCUCGAGCGAAGAAGGAGGCACCAUCAAUAAUAUUUAUUGAUGAGAUAGAUGCAGUAGCUAAAAGUCGCGAUGGAAAGUUUCGCAUUGUCAGCAAUGAUGAGCGGGAGCAAACGUUAAACCAGUUGCUUACUGAGAUGGAUGGAUUUGAUAGCAACUCUGCAGUAAUUGUUCUUGGAGCAACAAAUCGUUCCGAUGUAUUAGAUCCUGCGCUUCUGAGACCCGGUAGAUUUGACCGUGUAGUUAUGGUGGAAACACCUGAUAGGAAGGGAAGAGAGGCCAUUUUGGAAGUGCACGCCUCAAAGAAGGAGCUUCCCUUAGGAAAGGAUGUCAACCUUAGUGACGUCGCAUCAAUGACCACUGGCUUUACUGGGGCUGAUCUUGCUAAUGUAGUAAAUGAAGCUGCUCUAUUGGCUGGAAGGAAAAGCAAAUCAUUGGUAGAGAAAAUCGAUUUCAUUCAGGCUGUAGAACGGUCUAUAGGGGGCAUAGAAAAGAAGACAGCCAAGCUGCAAGGGAGCGAGAGGGCCGUCGUUGCACGUCAUGAAGCAGGUCAUGCAGUAGUGGGCACUGCUGUUGCGAGCCUCCUCCCUGGACAACCGCGCGUGGAGAAGCUAAGCAUACUACCAAGGACGGGUGGUGCAUUGGGGUUUACUUAUACAUCACCAACCAACGAGGACAGAUAUUUACUUUUUAUCGAUGAGUUGCGUGGUCGUUUGGUCACCCUUCUUGGAGGGCGUGCAGCAGAAGACGUGGUGUACUCAGGGCGUGUGUCUACCGGUGCAAUAGAUGAUAUUAGGCGAGCUACUGACAUGGCAUACAAGGCAAUAGCUGAAUAUGGUCUCAAUCAAACCAUUGGUCCUGUAUCUGUUGGGACACUCUCCGGAAGUGGGAUUGCUGAGUCUGGAGGUAGUCCAUGGGGAAGGGAGCAGGGCCAUCUCGUUGAUCUAGUUCAAAGGGAGGUGAAGGAAAUGCUACAAUCUGCAAUGGAUGUGGCACUCUGUGUCAUUCGUGCUAAUCCUACUGUCUUGGAAGGGCUCGGUGCUCAUCUGGAAGAGAAGGAGAAAGUAGAAGGGGAAGAGCUGCAAGAGUGGCUGAAAUUGGUAGUUGCUCCAGAGGAGCUAGCUUCUUUUGUCCGAGGCCAGCAGCAAGCCUCUCUCCUCCCUCUCCCUCUCCCUGCACAAGCGGCAGGUUCAUGACAGGCGUAAAGAUUGACAAUAUUCAGCUCCUCGAUGCCAGGCUGAACCAUGUAAUGGGGUAAGAAACAAUUACAUUGUAGAAUUGAUACCACCAACACAACCGUGCGGCAGGAUCAGAGAUGAGCCUGAAGCCACCCUGAAUUUUGUAUAUGUUGGUUCAAUCUGGGUGGGAGUUAUGGCUUCAAUCUUUUUAACAUAUAAGGCAGCAGGGAAGUAGAAUCCAGCCAGCUACACGUACAUCUUCACCUAUUUGGCAUCUGAUUGUUAAGCCAUAGGGCACUCGUGUAUUCAUCUGUAUACGUUAUUACAUUACUCUGCAGAAGAAGAAAAAAAAGGUUAUACCAUGUACACUAUACGAGCAUUUGUUUGUAAAUAAGAGGAAUUAUGUUCUUGGUAUAAUGGUGGAAACAAAGGGGGUGUUUCUCUGAGCUUUGAUGUUACACAGGUUCAAACGGAAUGCAAGGGGAUGGUGAUUGGUAAACGAAGUACUAUUUUUGCCAUAGAUAUUCUCUAAAACGGAAAAGCAGAAACGAAUACACUAUCUUUGAGCAU